GGGCCCGUCGCUGGCGGGCGGCAGGACCUGCACAACCGCCGCCCCGAGCCGCAGCCGCCGCCAGCCGGAGUGGGACGUUUCGUCGUCCGGAAAUGAUGGAGAAGGAGUGACUGUGGCGGCGGUGGGACAGCGGGUGUGAGUGCCAGGGUCGCGUGUUAGUUUUGUUGGAGGGGGGUGCAGGCACUCUGUUACUCGGGGAGAGAGCUGGCAGAUGUCCCAAGUGAGAGAGCCUCUUCCUCCGGGGCCUGGAGGGCCAGAGCAAGCUCCGACUGAAAACAGCUCUUUGAUCUCGCUCCCUCGAGGAAAAACUGACCAAGAGACUACUGUGACAGGAGAUAAAGACAUAAACCAGCCUUGCAGUAAUCAAAGUAUACAAGCAGAGAUACAAGAGCAGUCCAUCUGGGGAAAUCGCACUGAUGGUGACCUCAUCAGAACACAACCUCAACGUUUGCCUCAACCAAAUACUUCAGCACUGGAAAGGAGUGAGGAAGAAAGUGGCAAAAUCCAAAAUGGCCAUGUGGGUCUGAGUAAGGGAAGUGGAAUUCACAACGGGGUCAAGCACAUGCCUGCAGACAACAGAAAGCUUUCGGCUCCCGUUUCAGAAAAAAUGCACAGGAAAAUUCAGUCCACCUUGUCUGUCAACAGCAACAGCAGCAAGAAGAGUAAAAUAAGCUCUGCAUUUUCUCAAAAGCCAGGUACUUCACCAGAAGAUUGCUGUGUUCACUGUAUCCUGGCUUGCUUGUUCUGUGAAUUUCUCACCCUCUGUAACAUUGUUCUGGGACAAGCAUCCUGUGGCAUCUGCACGUCAGAAGCCUGCUGCUGUUGCUGCGGGGAUGAGAUGGGGGAUGACUGUAACUGCCCGUGUGAUAUGGACUGUGGCAUAAUGGACGCAUGUUGUGAAUCUUCAGAUUGCUUGGAGAUCUGCAUGGAAUGCUGUGGGAUCUGCUUCCCAUCAUGAAAUAUUUAUCCCUUUCUAUUUUAUUCUCUAUAAAACUGGAGAGCUUUUCUUUAAAUACAUUUGAAGAAAGACAAGGUAAGAUUUUCACACUUGCACUGUUAAUUCCCUUUAUAUAAAUAUUUUUUUAAAAAGCAAUCCUCAAAUCUGUAUUCUAACACCAAAUGUAUAGUUUUGUAUGUGAGACUAAAGCUACAUUCCAUCUUCCUUUUGGCUUUGCAAAUGGAAGAGUUUAUUGAAAGUGAAUUAUAGGCCUGAUACUGCAGGCCAUAUGAAGGCAAAAUUGCUGUUUGAAUCAAGUGAUAGGUUUUGGCCAGAGAACAGACUGCAAGGCAAAGCCUUAAGUAUUUGCCUUUACCUACUUUAGUGUUUAAACACUCAAAUGCCUGCACACAUUUACAGGCAUUCUGAAAAUCAAAAUGUCUUUAUUUCUCUCUCUUUGGGCUGAAAGCAACUUUGCUCUAUUGUUUUAAACUUAAUUCAAAAGCCAGCAUCAGAAAUCUACCAUUGGUUUUGCUACAGUGGUCAUGUUGGCAAUAUGUCCUUUGUUUUGAAUAUGUAAUUGAUUAGAGAGCAAUUCCUGGUAUUCCAUUGCUGAGAUUAUCUGACAAACUAAAGUGAAAUAUAAUUUUUGCCCUGGACUAGAAGAGUACCAGGAUUUCUUUGUUAUCAAUCAAGACAGAAUAGAGAACUUAUCAUUUUACUUCAGUACUAUUAUUACUUGAAAUGCUUCGUCUCAGAAAGAGACUUUGGAAAUCUGUGUAGACAUGAAAUAUAUCCUUAGAGUAACAAACUGAUAGACUAACAAAUCUUCAAAGUUUGUCUAUAACAGGAAAAUUAUUA
Molecule: messenger RNA, 1798 nt
Organism: Corvus hawaiiensis (hawaiian crow)
Lineage: Eukaryota; Metazoa; Chordata; Aves; Passeriformes; Corvidae
Gene: MDFIC
Product: MyoD family inhibitor domain containing
Exons: 5
Coding region: 212-958 (248 amino acids)
Source: RefSeq, a predicted model, not a curated record